Lutzomyia longipalpis is the source of this 1402-nucleotide messenger RNA. RefSeq lists its product as uncharacterized. The coding region runs from base 231 to 1358 and encodes 375 amino acids. NCBI's taxonomy places the organism in Eukaryota, Metazoa, Arthropoda, Insecta, Diptera, Psychodidae. The record is from RefSeq and is a predicted model, not a curated record. The transcript is spliced from 3 exons.
AAAAAACCUACCAAUUGUUAUUCUUAAAAAUUUUCCCAAUUUCCUUAAAAACUUUUCCUUAUAUUUUCCUGAUUUAUUAAAAAAUUACUUAAAAUACAAAAGUGAAAAGGUGAGGGAAAGCGUGAAGAUGUCUCUUAUGUAUUGAAUGUGUGAAGUUGGUGAUUUCCUCUCCAAGUGAUUCAUUUGGUUGAAAGGUGAAUGUGGAAGUUGAGCUGAAAAAGAAAACGUUGAUGAGGAUGAAGUUCUUCCUGUUGCUGUGGCUUGUGGUGAACGUUCAAGGAUUUCGGAUUGCAGAGGAUGUUUUCAGUGAUUUAUUUCCAUUUGAUGUAGAUUAUGAGGAUUGGCUGGAAGAUGAUGCUGUGCGGCAGAAGAGAGAUCCUCUUUCGAUCGUUCUUACUGUGGAGAACGAUAAAUGCGGAAAGGAUGAUCCCACAUAUUUGAGUUUGCCAGAGGGUAAAUUAGAAUCUCCAAAAAAAGGAUCAGAGCUCUUUGUUAAAGCUUGCCCAUGCAAAUCGAAAUCAUCGGCUUCCAAGAAAAGUCCCACUUCAAUGAGAAAACCCCCAAAACCACCAGCACAGCCUCCUAAACAGCCUCCUGUUGUAGAAGGUCCACCAGUAAUGCCCCCUGUGAUAGAAAAACCUCCAGUACACUCAUAUAUCCCAGUAGAUCCUCCGAAACUGCCUACAGAACACGAAGAGCCUUCAAAAGUGGAGCCUCCUAAAGAACCAGAGCCUCCUAAGACAGUACCGGAGAAUCCCUUUGAAUACCUCAAAAAAGAUCCCGAAUAUUCACCUGAACUGAGUGGAAGAUUUUUUGCCGGUGACUCCAUGGAAUACCUCUCGAGUAGCAAGAAAAUCACAUCAAUGGAAUCAGAAGAACUCUUGAAUGGGAAAUACGCAGGAGCAUCGUCUAUUUGGGAUCGCGAAAUAAAACAGAGUCCAAUGGCUACUUAUGCAUCAAUGAAAUGGGAUACGAAUCCCUUUGCACCACCCCCUCAACCAGCUCAACCCACUUCCCCACACUACUUUGUCGAUUAUGUAUCAUCUCAGCAUCACAAGGACCUUCCGUAUGAGGUGCAGUACAAACAACCACCCCCCGAUGUAAUGAAACUCAUUGAUAAGCUCUACUCAACACCGGAACAUACCUGGACUAAAACAGAUCACAAUUUCGGCGAUAAAGAAUUAGAAAUAAUUCACCGGAUAAAUACAGAAUAUGAUUUCAGACAUAGUCAGUCAGAGUAUGAGAGACAGGAACGAACGAGAGAAGCCGUGUUGGACUACAUCAAAUCAAAAUAUUAUCUAAAGAGUCCGACAAAACAAUCAAAGAAACGCAUCUUUGUUGUUCAUAGUAAUUUUUAGGAGAUUAAAAUAAAAUUCAAGUUCAAAAAAUACACGAAAAGAAA